AGACAUAAAAAUGAACGUAAAAAAGUGAAGAAAACUAAUGUUCCUCUUAACCUUCCUGAUGACGAUGAAGAACAAGCAACAGAGAACAAUAAGAAAAUUGAAAUGAAUGUCGAUAAAGCUUGGGAAAAUAUUGAAAAUACUGAGACCACACAAUCUACGGAGGAUAAUACAUUACUAUGUGCAUAUGAUGAAGAAACUGAAGAGACGAGAGCAUCUGAAGUAAUUAACGCACUAGCAGAAGAAAUUGAAUACAUUGAAUAAGAACACUUCGCUGAGAAACAACAUCAAGAGAUUGGUUCUGAUGAUGACGAUUAUUUUAUAGAUGCAAGCGAUGAGAUGUGUGAAACAGAAGAUUGUGAGGAAACUAUUGAAGACGAUCGAGAUUCAUCAAUACAGGAGAAAGCCGAAGACCUUUUAUCACCGAGAGGUUAUAAGUCCCUUUUUGAAGCUAUAAACAUCGAAGCUUUUAAAAGACCUAUUAAUGUCUCUGUAAACAAAACACUGGGAGAAGUAAUGCUAAUGGUUUUAAAAUUUAUACUCGUUCACUCCCUUUCAUUAACAGCUAUUACCGAUUUAUUUAACUUAAUUAAUUGCAUUUUUAGUGAAUCUUUUUUACCAAAUACGCGGUAUCUCAUUGAUAAGUUGUUUUAUCCGAAAAAUAAUACGAAACUCUAUGCAAUAUGUCCGAAAUGGAGUGCUUACAUAGGCAUCUUUGAACGAAAAAAUACUUUUUUAAAAUGCAAAAUAUGUAAGUUGAAAUUUAAUUGCAAAGAUUACGCGUAUAAAGAUUUUUUUGUAUUGAUGGACGUGACGCAUCCAAUUUCUAAAUUAAUUGAAGCUAAUAGCGAGUAUUGGAAAUAUGUUGUAAAGCAGAGACCUUAUGAAAGUAAUGUUAUCGAAGAUAUUUAUGACGGAAAGAAAUAUCGUGAAUUUCUGAGUACUUUAAACGAAUAUGACAGACUUCAUUAUGCUUCUUUGGUUUUUAAUACUGAUGGUGCACCUCUUUUCGAAAGUUCGACUUACUCAAUCUGGCCUAUCUUUUUAAUGAUUAACGAAUUGCCUUAUCAUAUUAGAAGUAAAUAACUAGUUCUUCCUGGGUUGUGGUUCGGUAAAGACAAGCCUAUUAACGGAGAAUAUGGUUGCGGUCAAUGUCUUCACCCUGGUGAAACCU
Molecule: messenger RNA, 1171 nt
Organism: Leptopilina heterotoma
Lineage: Eukaryota; Metazoa; Arthropoda; Insecta; Hymenoptera; Figitidae
Exons: 3
Coding region: 337-1083 (248 amino acids)
Source: RefSeq, a predicted model, not a curated record